Messenger RNA from Aspergillus sclerotioniger CBS 115572, 1128 nucleotides. RefSeq names its product HNH endonuclease signature motif containing protein. NCBI's taxonomy places the organism in Eukaryota, Fungi, Ascomycota, Eurotiomycetes, Eurotiales, Aspergillaceae. The coding region runs from base 1 to 1128 and encodes 375 amino acids. The record is from RefSeq and is a predicted model, not a curated record. The transcript has 3 exons.
AUGGGCCCUGCAGACGAGCUCCUUGACCCACGGCGACGUGACCUGAUCACACGGCUGUCUACCAUUAUGGAAAUAGAAGUAAUUGAUUCGAUCGGAUGGGCUUGCUUGUGGUUUGCAGAUCUCUCUACACUAGAGGAGCUUGUCACAGGCUUUGAGCGGGGUCCGUUGUCCGUCUCCAGUAUUAUAUCCUGCUCUCUGUCGAAUACUAAGGAGAGAGCGAAAUCUAUCAAAGCUUGUAAACGUACUGCAGGGUCCAAUGAAGACUUGGGAGAGCCUUCUGAAGACGAAGAAACAGAGACAGAAGAGCCUCCAACUAAGAAGCGCCGGCUUGCUUCAGAUCUACGAAAAGCUUCUAAAAGGGCCGGAAAGCAAACAGCUGAGCAGGCCUUAGGGCAUCAUAAUGACACGUGUAUUCUCACCGGUUGCACUAUACCAGUUGAAGUUGCACAUAUUUUCCCCAAAAGCCUCGGCAAGAAUAUAGAGGGACUCCGCGACUUCUGGAAAUGUUUGCAGUGUUUCUGGACCCCACAACAAGUCAAGGCUUGGAAGAACCGGUUUUUAGGCUCAGAUGGAACAGAAACAUGUUCUAAUCUAAUAUGCAUGGUUAAUAAUGCCCAUAAAUUAUGGGAAAAGGCAGCGUUUGCCCUGAAACCUCUGUCCCUGAGUGAGGAUGAAAGGCAACUCGAAGUACAAUUUUUCUGGCUGCCGAAGCAUAAAUACCGCAAGCAAGUGCCAUUAACUGCAGUCCCCGAUCCUUUUCCUCGCAAUCUCUCCAGCACGAAUGAUCAAUAUAAAACCGUGCUGUUCAAUAAUGUCACGGACACGAAACUAUGCUCUGGGGACAUUCUCACCUUCAAGACCGGUGACCCGAUGGGUCACCCCCUUCCAUCCAUGGAGCUGCUCAACAUGCAGUGGGUCCUACAUCGGGUCCUUGCCCUCAGUGGUGCCGCUUACGCGACUGACGAAGAACUUUUCCCCGACCCAUAUAUGUCUUUCAGACGUGCUACCGCGUUUGGUUUAUAUGAAGAGGAUUCUGACUGGGAUAGCGAGAUGGAAGUGGAUGAGGAGGAAGAGGGAGAGGAAGCAGAAGACUCCCAGGGUACCCCAGAGGGAGAAGCUUGGGAAUAA